AUGUCAGGAGCGAGCCUGGCAGCGGUGGGCGGACCUAAGGCUGGGCGCUCGGCUCCGCUCCCGCCUGUAGCGCAGGCAGCCGCCCGCUCCCCCCGCCACUCGCCGCCGAGCCGAGCCCGCUGCAGUCCUCUCCGGGCGGCAUGCCCGUGGCCCGAGGAGCAGCGGCCGGGACUGGACGCGCCGAUCUCCGCGGAGCAGCCGGCCAGGGCUCCGCUGCUGGCCCUGCUGCUGGCCGCGCCCGCCGCCGGGCCCCCUCGGGCCAAGGGCAACCGGACGCAGGGCGCGGCCCGCCGGCCGCCCCGCCCGCCCAAGGAGCUGAACCAGACGCUGGCCGGGCCCGGGGCGGCCGCAGCGCCCGGGGCGGUGAGCGGGGGCGGCGGCGGGACGGCCCCGGGCCCGGCGUACGAGACGUGCUGGGGCUACUACGACGUGAGCGGGCAGUGGGACAAGGAGUUCGAGUGCAACAACAGCCAGAGCGGGUUCCGCUACUGCUGCGGCACCUGCUACUACCGCUUCUGCUGCAACAAGCGCGCCGAGAAGCUCGACCAGGGCCAGUGCCGCAACUACCAGAGCCCCGGCUGGAUCACCACGCCCGGCCUGCGCCCCGCGCCGCCCGACGGCAACCAGCCCGACAAGUACGACCCGGCCAAGGACAGCACCAACGCCACGGUCUACAUCUCCUGCGGCGCCGUGGCCUUCGUGCUGGUGGCCGGCGUCUUCGCCAAGGUGGCCUACGACAAGGCGCGGCGCCCGCCCCGGGAGAUGAACAUCCACAGGGCUCUGGCAGACAUCCUGAGGCAGCAGGGGCCAAUCCCAAUAGCACACUGUGAAAGAGAGACUAUCUCGGCCAUAGAUACCCCUCCCAAAGAAAACACGCCUGUCCGAACAUCCUCCAAAAACCACUACACCCCUGUGCGCACCUCUAAAAGCAACCCAGGUCACUAUGGGAAGGAUAUUUAUCGAAGUGGAGGGCCAGAUCUCCAUAAUUUCAUCUCCUCCGGGUUUGUCACAUUAGGAAGAGGACACGUGAAGGAAAAACCACGGAUGAACAAUAUCCUCACUUCCGCCACGGAGCCCUAUGAUCUCUCCUUUUCCAGGUCCUUCCAGAACCUCUCCCAUCUCCCGCCAUCCUACGAGGCUGCAGUCAAGACUAACCCAAGUAAAUAUUCUUCUCUGAAGAGAUUAACUGACAAAGAAGCUGAUGAAUAUUACAUGAAGAGGAGACACCUUCCUGAUCUGGCAGCACGAGGGACCCUCCCUCUCAAUGUCAUCCAAAUGUCUCAGAAACAGACCAACCACAGAGAACGGCCCCGCCGACCCAUACGGGCUAUGUCCCAGGACAGGGUGCUGUCCCCUGAGAGGGUCAUGCCCGAGGAGUUCAGCAUGUCCUAUGAACGGAUCCUCUCUGAUGAACAGCUUUUGUCCGCAGAGCGCCUCCAUUCCCAAGACCCCCUGCUCUCCCCGGAGCGCACGGGUUUCGCAGACCAGUCCAUGUCGCGCGCAUUGUCACACACAGACGUCUUUGUUUCUACGCCUGUCUUGGAUCGCUACAGGAUGACAAAGAUGCACUCCCAUCCCAGUGCCUCAAAUAACUUGUACAAUACCUUAUGUAUGAACCAAACUUCCGCCAAGCGCCAAGCAUUCGCCUCCCGACGGCACAACACAGUGGAACAACUGCAUUAUAUCCCAGGACACCACCACCAUUACCGCACAGCGAGCAAAACAGAGGUGACUGUUUGA
Molecule: messenger RNA, 1740 nt
Organism: Terrapene triunguis (Three-toed box turtle)
Lineage: Eukaryota; Metazoa; Chordata; Testudines; Emydidae
Gene: SHISA6
Product: shisa family member 6
Exons: 7
Coding region: 1-1740 (579 amino acids)
Biological process (GO): regulation of short-term neuronal synaptic plasticity; regulation of AMPA receptor activity
Cellular component (GO): AMPA glutamate receptor complex; dendritic spine membrane; postsynaptic membrane
Source: RefSeq, a predicted model, not a curated record